This is a messenger RNA of Rubroshorea leprosula, 1932 nucleotides long. Lineage: Eukaryota; Viridiplantae; Streptophyta; Magnoliopsida; Malvales; Dipterocarpaceae. The record is from the annotation of a GenBank genome assembly.
AGCUCUGGAAGCAUGCUCUUCCAUGGCGGAGCUCAAGCAACACCAUUCCAAUUUCAUCAAACUUGGGCUUUCCGCUGAUAAUAACGCCAUGGGUCGCAUCAUCAAGUUCUGUGCCGUCUCUGAAGAUGGUGACUUGAGCUAUGCCCUUAAGGUGUUUGAUGCUAUGCCUGACCCAGAUGCUUUCAUUUAUAAUACUUUAAUGAGGGGUCAUUUGCAGUGCCAAGAUGCUAGAAGGAGCAUACUUUUGUAUUUGCAGAUGUUGGAAGAUUCUGUGACGCCUAAUAAUUUCACUUUUCCGUCUGUCGUAAGAGCUUGUUCUGUGGAUAAUGCUGUUGAAGUAGGGAAGCAAGUUCAUGCCCAUGUUUUGAAAUUUGGGUUUGGUGCGGAUGGGUUUUGUCUGAACAAUUUGAUACACAUGUAUGUCAAUUUUCUGGCUUUAGAGGAAGCUAGGAGGAUCUUUGACAAGAUGCUGAGAAAGGAUGUUGUUUCUUGGACCACUUUGAUCACUGGAUACUCUCAAUGGGGUCUUGUUGACGUGGCUUUUAAGAUUUUUGAGUUGAUGCCUGAGAGGAAUUCAGUUUCUUGGAAUGCCAUGAUUGCUGCUUAUGUGCAGAGCAACCGGUUUCACGAAGCAUUUGCUUUGUUUGAUAGGAUGACAGCGGAAGGGGUUGUGCUGGAUAAGUUUGUGGCAGCUAGCAUGUUGUCAGCAUGUACAGGCUUAGGAGCUCUGGAACAGGGGAAAUGGAUUCAUGAAUACCUUGAGAAGAAGGGUAUCAAACUGGACUCAAAACUUGCUACAACUAUUAUUGAUAUGUACUGUAAAUGUGGCUGCUUGGAGAAAGCUUUUGAAGUUUUUAACAGGCUUCCUUACAAGGGAAUUUCUUCAUGGAAUUGUAUAAUUGGAGGCUUUGCAAUGCAUGGAAAGGGAGAGACUGCCAUCGAGCUAUUCAAGGAGAUGGAGAAGGAAGGAGCAAUUCCUGAUAGCAUCACUUUUGUGAAUGUCCUUAGUGCAUGUGCUCAUUCAGGAUUGGUUGAAGAGGGGCGCCAUUACUUCCAGUAUAUGACUGAAGUUCAUGAAAAUGAAUGCAAAAUGGAGCAUUAUGGAUGCAUGGUUGAUUUACUUGGAAGAGCUGGAUUACUAGAGGAAGCAAAAAAGCUAAUAGAUGAGAUGCCUAUGAGACCUGAUGCAGGUGUACUGGGUGCUCUCCUUGGAGCUUGUAGGAUACAUGGGAAUCUUGAGCUAGGAGAGCAGAUAGGGAAAAGAGUAAUAGAAUUGGAACCCAAUAAUAGUGGACGCUACGUGUUAUUGGCUAAUCUGUAUGCUAAGGCUGGCAGAUGGGAAGAUGUAGCUUCUGUGAGGAAAUUAAUGAAUGACAGGAAAGUGAAGAAAGCUCCUGGCUUCUCUGUCAUUGAAUUGAAAGGUUCUGUUAAUGAAUUUAUCGCUGGAGGAAGGACACACCCUGAAACUAAAUUGAUAUAUGCCAAAGUUGAUGAGAUGCUGGAAACAAUAAGAUCUGUUGGCUAUGUUCCUGACACUGCAGGAGUACUCCAUGACCUCAGUGAGGAGGGAAAGGAGAACCCUUUAUUCUAUCACAAUGAGAAACUCGCCAUUGCCUAUGGCCUAUUGAACACCAAACCUGGGGAAACAUUUCGCAUCACCAAAAAUCUUCGAGUCUGUGGAGACUGUCACCAGGCUAGUAAGCUUAUCUCAAAGGUUUUUGAUCGAGAGAUAAUUGUUCGAGACAGGAAUAGAUUUCACCAUUUCAGAAAUGGAGUGUGUUCCUGUAAUGAUUACUGGUAAGAUAUACCAGGAACAUAGAAGUAAAUUAGUUUAUGCAUUCACGAUAAUUUUCUUGAUCAUCAAUAAGGAAGAUUGUGCUUAAUGUUUUACAGCUUUGCUUUCUUCCCUUUUAUUAAAUUGGCUUACUUUUU